CUCACACCCCAAAACUGACGUGCGCUUUGAAAGUGUUUUUGACCCCCUCACAUUGAAGCAUUAACCCACCACGGCACCGUCACAAUUCUCAUCGUCAAUCACGGUCUCUCUCGUCGAGAGGACACUCUGAUAGCAGAAAUGUCUCUCUAGAAAUGGCACACCACCGUUGAUGUUAAAUUCACAAGCACAUUUCGCGUCUGUCGCGCUUACCUACGUCAACUGCUCCCCGGCACCACUUUCCGUGUACGCUCUCGCAAACAUAAUCUUUAUUGGCAGCACAGCGAGCAAGUUUGGCGAGACUCUCUACAGUUACGAUGCGGCAUCCAAAUCUGGUGUCAUGUAUGGG
This is a messenger RNA of Pseudovirgaria hyperparasitica, 346 nucleotides long. RefSeq lists its product as uncharacterized. Lineage: Eukaryota; Fungi; Ascomycota; Dothideomycetes; Acrospermales; Acrospermaceae. The record is from RefSeq and is a predicted model, not a curated record. The annotation marks the transcript as partial. The transcript has a single exon.